AGUUGAUUUUAUCACAAAAACAUUUCUGUGUUGAAUUCAUUAUCAUAUUCCAGCUCUCCGUUUUAAAAACACACCCAUAAAUGUUUCCCAAUUUCGGUGAAGACAAUAGAUAUAAUCAAUAGUCUACAUCCUUAACGAUUGUGAAUACGAAAUAGUGAAGUCAAUUGUGCGAAUUGUGCAACUAAUAAGAUUAUACAACAAUAGCCAAAACACGAUUGAUGAAAGUUUAUCGCAUAUUUUUGACAGAUUUAAAAAGAAUUAGUGAUAUUUGGAAAUGACGCUUCAAAUUGUGAUUGAUAAUCCAGGAAUAUUUGCUCCAGGAGAUAUCGUGAAAGGAAAAGUUAUAUGCACAUUCCAUAGCCAAGAACGCAUUAGAGGAAUAAAAUGCAGAUUUCGAGGAGAAGAAGAAACUCAUUGGAUGCAAAGGAGAGGAAAAAAUAAUGUACGUUUCACUGGAAAAAAUACUAUCAUAUCUGCUAACAAUAAUUUCAUGGGUGAAGGUGACAUAAGACCUGGCCGAUACGAAUAUGCAUUUGCUUACGCUCUACCCACAGAAAACAUUCCAUCUUCAUAUACUCACGAAUUUGGCUCUAUUCUAUAUCAUAUUGAAGCAUUAGUCGAUCGGCCAUUUGCUUUCGAUUAUCGAAAAGAUGUCACAUUACAUGUUGUAGUACCUGUUUCGUUAAUACAGAGCAUGCUGCCAUUAAAGUACCAAGAAGAAAAAAGAGUAGGUUGUUGUUGUUGUAUUAGAGGUGUCAUAUCAUUGGAUAUCAUCCUAGAAAAAAAUACCUAUUUACUGGGAGAAACAGUAAGCUUCAAAAUACAUUUGGUUAAUGAAUCGGAUAUAGAAGUUGAAGGAUUAAAAAUAGAACUGACAAGGAAUGUGCAUUUCACAACUCAUAAACCUUCAACGCAGUAUAAAGUUGAGAAGCAUCCUAUAGCCACUACCGAAAGGGGUGGUGUACGUUCUAAAGGCCAAAAAACUUAUAACAUUGACAUGACCAUUCCAGAAAAUACUGUAACUUAUAAUUUCUCGAAAUGCCUUCUAUUUAAGGAGUGGUUUGCAGUAAAUGUUACAGCAGCCUUGCCAGUAUGUUAUUCAAAUUUAUUCCUUGAGGCAGCUUUUGAAGUGGGACACGUCAUUUUGAGAACGUCAAACCAAAUAGAAUCUUCGACAGUUGAAACAGAACCACAAAAUAACAUUACUCCAAUAGGACAAGCACCUCCAGAUAAUACCAAACAGCUUCCUCCAUCAUAUGACGAUGUAAUAAAACGGCGUUAACUAGUGUUUUCGUAAUUUAUCAAAUAACAAUCAUAAACUAUUAGGAAUAAAGACAAAAUUUCCAGUAAAACAAAAGUCGAAGAAAUGAAAGUACAGGAAGUGAAGUUACCAUAUAUACUGUGAAAGUUCUUUUAUUUUUUGUUUAAAAUAGGUCUCAAAUAAAUUAUUAAUCCCAA
Molecule: messenger RNA, 1458 nt
Organism: Diorhabda sublineata
Lineage: Eukaryota; Metazoa; Arthropoda; Insecta; Coleoptera; Chrysomelidae
Product: arrestin domain-containing protein 4-like
Exons: 8
Coding region: 275-1282 (335 amino acids)
Biological process (GO): protein transport
Cellular component (GO): cytoplasm
Source: RefSeq, a predicted model, not a curated record